UCAUGUUGCCGUCUCAUAGCUAACUCGUUAUUGUCUCAGGCCUUGUCCCCUUACAACAAGCUCCACUGGCACAAACAAAGAUCGAAUCGAGACGCAUUCUCGGUCAGCCUCAUCGCUGUCGUUCCUCUCUUGAUCUUCUUUAUCGUCGUCUUAUUCGGGUGUGCGGUUACCAGAGAGAGAGUCUUGGUCGAACAGCAGGACUUUUGGCCUUUGUAGCUCGGCUGUUCUUGGCCAAGACGGUAAAGGCGAGGAGAGAAGGGAGGGGAGCUAGAUCGGCCAUGGGCCUUCAAGCUGUGUGACAAUGAGGUAGUACGUACGUACGUACGUACACACGUAUGUAGUAGGUUAGGCUGUUGUUAGCUAGCUGAAAGUGACCUCCUAGCGGCCUCAAUCUUCCCCAACAUUGAUAGUGUGAGUGAAAAGGAGAGAAGAGGUUGUCAAGGCAUGCGGCAGAGGCUCAGAGGCUCGUCGAAUGUGUGACAUCGUGUAUGUAUGUGUGGCAUUGAAUUGAGAGGUUUCAUGGCCGAGCUACGACUUAUUUUGGGAAUGAGGGCGUCGCCUUGAGUCUCCAGUGUGGGAUUGCCAUCGGAGAGGAGGAGGAUCAGCAUAUUAUAUGACCAAGGGGCCGUGUGGACUCGAGUCCGGGCCGCUUACAUAGGACCAAAGCAUUUCAUAACACGCCCAGACUGUGCCAGUGUUGUAUUGUCUCACCGUCUGUGGUGUUGAACGGGACAUGAGGAGCCUUCAUCCUUGAGGCUCCUACACAACCACUCGGCUUAACCAGUGCCAUAACUUCAAUGCAAUAUAAACGAAACGACAGUACACAAACGCACAUAAUGAGCAACUUUCAAUUGGGGGCCAACAACGCCUAUUCAUCCACCGCCUCCACCGCCCAUUCCAAAGCUCCCUACGGAGGGGAUUGUGAGGAUCCGUACCCGUCACUCUCCGAUUACCAUGACUACGAACCGAACUUGGAAUUCGAUGACUCAGAUCUUCAAACCCAACAUCCCGAACAUGAUGACUUUGAUCUUGUGGAGGAUGCCGGUAAUCGAGAUGGUUUGUCCGUGGGUACUCCUUGCAGUAUUGGAGAGGUCAAGUUCCUCGAAUCCCCCAUGUCUAAUGGAACCAUCGAGGAGGAUUUCGAGACUGCUCUGGUGGCCUCCAAUGAUGGGAAUCUGGGUCAGACCCAAGGUCCUCUGACUUUGUCGCAAGGCAUCGAUGACGAGGACUUCUCAGCUAUUGCCCGCCAUGGAAUCGUCGAAGUGGUAGGAGACGAUCACCAGAAAUUCCUGAGUUAUCUCACUCAAACAUUGGAUAAAUAUGUGAAUAUAGAUUACUCGUUGGUGUAUUUCCAUCAUGGAUUGACUUCGAAGAACAAACCUCCAUUGAAAUGGCUUUGGGAAGUGUACAAGGCCCUCGAUCGACGUUAUAAGAAGAACCUGAAAACUCUCUAUCUAGUCCACCCCACCAAUUUCAUCCGAGUCGUAUGGAACUUUUUCAAGCCCAUCAUUAGCGUGAAGUUCGGCCGGAAAGUCCAAUAUGUCAAUUAUCUUCAUGAGCUUGAGCCUCACAUGGAAGUGGCCCGAUUACCGAUUCCCAAGCAAGUCAUCGAUCACAAUUCGAAACUAGUCGCACGUUAUUGCAAAUCCUCGUUGUCAAACCUGUCGACGGCCAAUGCGGGUCAAGCCCCGCUCUCGCCUCAUCUGCAAUUUGGAGCCUCUCUGGAUUGGAUCAAGGAUCAUUCCGCUCAUGGCCGUGACAUUCCACCCAUCAUGCUUAAAUGCAUUGAUUUCUUGUCCCAACCAGAUUGCCUCGAGACGGAAGGCAUCUUUCGACGAUCAGCAAGUGCUGCUCUAGUGAAAGAACUACAGAGCAAGAUUAACAACGGAGAACAAAUUGUGUUCGAAGAAGGGGACGUUCACAUUGCUGCUGUGAUUCUGAAAACAUUCUUGAGAGAACUUGAGGAGCCCAUUCUUACCUUUGACCUAUUUGAUCAAGUUGUCAAAUUUCAAGAAGUGUCGAGGGAUGAAAAGAUUUCGUAUAUGCAAGAGUUGUUGAGUCGAUUACCCGAUCAGAAUUGCAUAGUACUCAAGCACCUCAUGGAAUUUCUUUCGCUGGUAAUGGACCGCAGCUGCCUCAAUAAAAUGACCUCGUCGAACUUAGCCGUGGUGUUUGGGCCGAAUUUGGUUUGGUCCAAUGAUCAAUCCUUGUCCUUGGCUCAUAUUGGUCCCAUCAAUAGCUUUACCGAGUUUCUACUUGUCAAUCAGGACCAACUCUUUGCAACCUGAUCUAUGCUGAUUUCAUUUCGUUUUUUGAACAAUCCUAAUUGUCCCGUUCAACCUUUCAAGAGCAACAACAAAACACUUUGAAUUCUAAUGAUCCAAAACCUUCUGGCUACGAGCAGUUGCCAGGUGGAGUUCCUUAGGCAUUUCCAUUUUCCUCCAACAAUAUAAACAUUAGCAUUUAUGAUUUAUUGCCCGCAGAACCGAACUUCUUUGUAGUAUUGAAUCCAAGGCUGAAAAUUUGAUUUCACCAAUGUAAUUUCUCGUAACUUUGAACAUUCCUUUGUCUGUCGCAUUUCAUUUGAUUCAUCUGAUUUUUUUUAUUUUGUAAACUUGUUUACCUGAUUCUCUCCUGGGUUGCUGUUAUGAACGAAGUCUUCGGACUAUAGUACACUAAAACACGACACAUUCUUGUGAAUAUGAUACCUUAUUGCAAAUUUGCAAACAAAUAAUUCCAAGACAAUAAAGAAAUUAAUACUUAAAAGA
Molecule: messenger RNA, 2768 nt
Organism: Tigriopus californicus
Lineage: Eukaryota; Metazoa; Arthropoda; Copepoda; Harpacticoida; Harpacticidae
Gene: RhoGAP68F
Product: rho GTPase-activating protein 1-like
Exons: 8
Coding region: 837-2288 (483 amino acids)
Biological process (GO): negative regulation of endocytic recycling; small GTPase-mediated signal transduction
Cellular component (GO): cytoplasm
Molecular function (GO): GTPase activator activity
Source: RefSeq, a predicted model, not a curated record